CUGCUGCUGCUGCUGUUGUUGUUGAGCAUCAGGCGGUGGCAUCCUCGGAAUAGGAAUCAUCGGCAUCGCUGCUGUGCCGUCGUGCUUCAACUGCUGCAUGUGCUGCUGCUGCAACAUCUGCUGCUGCGAAGGGAUGCGCCCCUGCGGAAACAGGAUAUCCCUCAGCCGGCGAUUAUAUGCCUUCACCGCCCCCAGCUGCUCCCACAGCUCCGGCAGCGACACAUCGUCCAAAAACCCGUUCUUCUGAUAGAGCAUGUUCACCGUCGCGUUGCACUCCGUAAAUAGCUCCUGCCACAUCUGCACCCGCCGCGUCGAGCUGUCCGGCCAGUCCCCAGAGUGCCGGACGUGGUCCCGCAUGAGCUCGGCAAUGCUCGACGGUUUAAUCCUCAGCAACCUAAAUAUCUCCGGCAGCGAGUUCAUAUUCACCGCGUCCUGCUCAAGCAUCGCAAACUCGCUCGGCAUAAACCGCGACAGCUCCAUGAACGGCUCGGUCGUAUAUAGCUGUCCGACCCGCAACUGCAGCCACUCGCGUCGUCCGGCGUCGUCGCGCUUGAGCAGGCAUUCGAGCGGCGACGCCGGCACAUGCCCGUUAUGUCGCCAGCGGUACCUGAUCUCGAUCUGGUUCGCGUCCGUGUACUGUCUCGCGACGAUCUUGGCCUGGCAGCCAACCUUGAUUGUCUCUUUUCCUUUCCGUCGCUUCUCGGGCGGGAUCUUUGGGUUGUGCUGCGAGUUGUACGUCUUUGCGUGAUUGCACAGGUAGACGUAUUUGAAGUCCAGCGCACCUGCUUGUAUCCGUUUGUUCUCCUUGCGAUAAUCCGCCCGCUUAUGCGUAUUCCACUUCAUGUACAUCUUCUGCUCUUUAAGCCACAUAUAAAACGCCUCCUCCGUCGGCCGAAACAGCACCACGUCUUCUUCGCCGCCGGUCGUGGUCUCGUCGUAGAUCGGGAGCAGUUGCGCGCCGAUGCGCUCGAGCGUGUUCCGGAGAUCAUCGAGCGUGGUGUUGGUCGGCGGGAGCUGGUUCGUGGGGAGCAUCCGCGGGGGGAGCUGCUGCUGCUGCUGCUGCUGUU
Molecule: messenger RNA, 1067 nt
Organism: Myxozyma melibiosi
Lineage: Eukaryota; Fungi; Ascomycota; Lipomycetes; Lipomycetales; Lipomycetaceae
Exons: 2
Coding region: 254-748 (164 amino acids)
Source: RefSeq, a predicted model, not a curated record